AUGUUCCUUCUCGCGCAUGCCAUCGAGUUCUACUACAAGCUUCAAUCGCGCCUUCCGUGGCUGCUACCGCCUAUCAAAGGGGAGAUCGUGAAUGUGCAGCCGGCUCUGUUCGAUGUCGCAAUAGUUCAUAUCAAGAUUGACGACCCGCGUGCGCGAUUGCCGCCAGAAGAGGGAGGGUUGGGGUAUCGCGCGCCGUGGACGACGCUAGACGGCUCUCUCUUCGCGUCGAUGUCGUUCAACAGCAAUGUGUCCUUACCCGAUGAGGAGAAAGGAGUGGCACCACCUCACUCGGUACCUUCCGAUGAGGAGAACGGUGGGAGUUGGGGUGCCUUCAGCACUGGAAACAAUUCCUACUGCAUUCUGGCGUAA
Cyclocybe aegerita is the source of this 369-nucleotide messenger RNA. NCBI's taxonomy places the organism in Eukaryota, Fungi, Basidiomycota, Agaricomycetes, Agaricales, Hemipholiotaceae. The record is from the annotation of a GenBank genome assembly.